Messenger RNA from Puma concolor (puma), 1089 nucleotides. RefSeq names its product epoxide hydrolase 4 (gene EPHX4). The record is from RefSeq and is a predicted model, not a curated record. Gene Ontology annotation, molecular function: catalytic activity. Lineage: Eukaryota; Metazoa; Chordata; Mammalia; Carnivora; Felidae.
AUGGCGAGGCUGCGGGACUGCCUGCUCCGCCUGACGGUCACGAUCCGGUCCCUGCUCUUCUGGUCCCUGGUCUACUGCUACUGCGGGCUCUGCGCCUCCAUCUACCUGCUCAAACUUUUGUGGAGCAUCGGCAAGGGACCCGCUCAGACCUUCCGGAGGGUCGCCCGGGAACACCCUCCCGCGUGUUUGAACGACCCCUCUUUGGGUACCCACUGCUACGUGCGGAUCAAGGAUUCGGGGUUAAGAUUUCAUUAUGUUGCUACUGGUGAAAGAGGCAAACCACUUAUGCUGCUGCUUCAUGGAUUUCCAGAAUUCUGGUAUUCUUGGCGUCACCAACUAAGGGAAUUUAAAAAUGAAUAUCGAGUUGUAGCACUUGAUCUGAGAGGCUAUGGAGAAACAGAUGCUCCCAUUCAUCGAGAGAAUUAUAAAUUGGACUGUCUAAUUACAGAUGUAAAGGAUAUUUUAGACUCUUUAGGAUAUAGCAAAUGUGUUCUUAUUGGCCACGACUGGGGGGGAAUGAUUGCUUGGCUAAUUGCCAUCUGUUAUCCCGAAAUGGUGAUGAAGCUUAUUGUUAUUAACUUCCCUCAUCCAAAUGUAUUUACAGAAUAUAUUUUACGACACCCUGCUCAGCUGUUCAAAUCCAGCCAUUAUUACUUCUUCCAAAUACCAUGGUUCCCAGAAUUUAUGUUCUCAAUAAAUGAUUUCAAGGCUUUGAAACAUCUGUUUACCAGUCACAGCACUGGUAUUGGAAGAAAAGGAUGUCGAUUAACAACAGAAGAUCUUGAGGCUUAUAUUUAUGUCUUCUCCCAGCCUGGAGCAUUAAAUGGUCCAAUUAACCAUUACCGAAAUAUCUUCAGCUGCCUGCCUCUCAAACAUCACAUGGUGACCACUCCAACACUCCUACUGUGGGGAGAAAAAGAUGCAUUUAUGGAGGCUGAGAUGGCUGAAGUCACAAAGAUUUAUGUUAAAAAUUAUUUCAGGCUAACUAUACUGUCAGAUGUCAGUCACUGGCUUCAGCAAGAACAACCUGAUAUAGUGAACAAAUUGAUAUGGACAUUUCUGAAGGAAGAAACAAGAAGAAAAGAUUAA